Messenger RNA from Lodderomyces beijingensis, 729 nucleotides. NCBI's taxonomy places the organism in Eukaryota, Fungi, Ascomycota, Pichiomycetes, Serinales, Debaryomycetaceae. The record is from the annotation of a GenBank genome assembly.
AUGAAGUUCUUCAAUUUCUUCGCUGCAGCAGCAUUGACUUCUAUUGCCAGCGUUUCGGCAUACGAGACGACCGAGAAGCAAGUGGUUGACAUCUUGAUUGAUUAUUCCAUCACACAGACACCAGAGUUGACACGUAACGACGUUGCUGAGUGGAUCAACGGCGAUGAGGUCACCAUUGAGUACCAUGUCAACAACAACGAAGCAGAAGAAAUCACCGUGAUUGGAGUCACUGGCCAAUUCACCAACCCGGUGACCAAUGAGGUCGUCACCAACUUGACGCAAGGCAGAGUCGGUCCUCUCACCAUUGCUCCAGGCACAUCGGGCUCCUUUAAGCAAAACAUUGGCAUCGACUUGGUUCCUGACAACUAUGAGUUGGUUCCUCAAGUUUUCAUUGCUCACCAGGACUUGAUCAAAGUUAUUCCAUGCCGCGGACAGUUGGCUUCAGUUUCAGACAAGGUCAUUUCCUUCCUUGACCCAAGACUCAUCUUUUUGGAGUUGGUCUUGUUGGCUUCAUUGGGCGGCGUUGCUUAUUUGGCUUACGAAAUCUGGGGUAAAAAAUAUUUACACGGCGUUUCCGCUGCUAAAGCUAAAAAGACACAGGUUUCCGCUCCAGCUAGUGCUGGAGCUGGAGCUGGUGCCGGUGCCGGUGCUCUGACCGCGUCCGGUUACAACGUCGACUGGCUUCCCGAGGGACACUUGAAGCAAAAAAAGACCAAAAAAGUAGCAUAA